Prunus mume (Japanese apricot) is the source of this 2323-nucleotide messenger RNA. The record is from RefSeq and is a predicted model, not a curated record. NCBI's taxonomy places the organism in Eukaryota, Viridiplantae, Streptophyta, Magnoliopsida, Rosales, Rosaceae.
AUGGAUGAAAUUAAAAGAAUGAUUCAACAACUCACUGAUCGUGUCGCUCGCAUCGAGACUCAAAGCCAUGGUGGUGAGAGUUCCGACGGGGAGGGAGACGAAAAUCCCUUUUACAACAACAUGCCGAUGGAAGGUGUGCAAAGGGGACGGGAUCAUUAUGGUCGAAAUUUCGACAUGAAAGUAGAUUUACCUGAGUUCGAGGGAAAGAUGCAACCUGAUGACUUUGUUGAUUGGCUCAAUACUGUUGAGCGUAUAUUUGACUACAAAGAGGUGCCGGACGAGAAGAAAGUUAAGAUCGUAGCCAUUAAAUUGAAGAGGAAUGCCUCUGCAUGGUGGGAGCAGCUAAAGACUCGGCGUGAUCGUACCGGAAAAUCCAAAAUUAAAAGCUGGGAGAAAAUGAAGAAAGAGCUAAGGAGAAAAUUUUUGCCAGAAAACUACCUUCAAGCAAACUUCCUGAAACUUCAUAAUGUGCGACAGGGAAAUCGGACUAUUGAGGAAUAUACUGAAGAAUUCGAUCUCUUAACCAUGAGGUGUGGACUCGUCGAAGAAGAAGAACACACAGUUGCACGUUAUCUUGGAGGGAUGCGUAGAGAACUUCAUGAUGUGGUGGUCUUACAGCAAUACUGGAGUUAUGAUGAUGUCUUCAAGUUAGCCAUACAAGUAGAGAAACAGAUGAAGACACGGUCACGGCGUGUUGGAAUAGAGGGUUCUGAGCACAAAAAUUCUUGGAUGACUAAAGGCUCAUCAAAUUCUGAGCCAGGGAAGCAUGAAGCACCUAAGACCAAUGCACCAGAGAAGUUUACUGCCAGCAAACCAAAAGGGAUCAAGUGUUUCAAAUGUUCUGGCAUAGGACAUAUUGCUUCUGAAUGUCCUAACCGAAAAAUUGUAAGUUUGGUUGAGGAAUUGGGCGAAUCUAGUGGUAUGUCAAAAGAUAUGCUACCUAUAUUUGAUAAUUAUGGGGACAAUGAAGAAGAAGAGAUCACAUGGAGUGACCAUGGAGAGUCCUUGGUGAUUCGAAGGAUAAUGAAUGCUGCCAAGGUGGAGGAGACCUCAGAUUGGCUUCGGAAUAAUAUAUUCCAUACCAAGUGUACCUCUCAUGGAAAGGUAUGUAGUGUUAUUAUUGAUAGUGGUAGUUGUGAAAACAUUGUUUCACAGGAGAUGGUUGAUAAACUGAAUUUGAAGACUGAAAAGAAGCCAGUCUCGUACAAGCUGUCUUGGGUCAAAAAAGGGAAUGAAGUCGUGGUGAAUCAACGCUGCCUAGUGACAUUCUCCAUUGGGCAAAAGUAUCAGGAUUCUCAAUGGUGUGAUGUAAUUCCAAUGGAUGCGUGCCACAUACUAUUGGGGAGACCUUGGCAAUUUGAUCGCCAGGCCACACAUGACGGAUACAAAAAUACAUAUACCUUCAUCAAAGAUGGUACGAAGGUUAUUUUAGGCCCCUCCCAAUCCGAAUUUAAUGUCAAAUCCACGAAAAUUGGUGCUGGAAGCUUUCUAACCAAAGGAGAAUUCCUAAAAGAAGCGGAGGAGAGUGGCGAUAUGUACAUGUUGAUGGUGAAAGAGUCAAAUCCAGAUGUUCUUAAUUUUCCUAAAGAAUUAACACCUCUCUUGCAGGAAUUCAAUGAUGUUAUUCCUGAAGAAUUACCCGCGGGGCUACCUCCUAUGCGAGAUAUCCAGCAUUGCAUAGAUUUGAUUCCAGGUUCAACUCUCCCAAAUAAAGCUCAUUAUCGGAUGAGCCCAUUAGAGUACGAGGAGCUAAAUAGGCAAGUGACAGAAUUGUUGAAGAAAGGGGUUAUCCGAGAGAGCAUGAGCCCGUGUGCAGUACCUGCAUUGCUUGCACCCAAAAAAGAUGGGACUUGGCGUAUGUGCGUCGACAGUCGGGCAAUAAAUAAGAUCACCGUGAAGUACAGAUUUCCAAUUCCUCGUCUCGAUGAUAUGUUGGAUCACUUGUCGGGAGCAAAAAUAUUUUCGAAAAUAGACUUAAGGAGUGGAUACCACCAAAUACGAAUGAGGCCCGGUGACGAAUGGAAGACAGCCUUUAAAACUCGGGAUGGCUUAUUUGAAUGGUUGGUGAUGCCAUUCGGAUUGACAAAUGCUCCCAGCACAUUUAUGAGACUCAUGAACCAGGUAUUUCGUCCUUUUAUUGGAAAGUUUGUAGUUGUUUACUUUGACGAUAUUCUGGUUUAUAGUCAUAAUGUUGUUCAACACAUGGAGCACUUGAGACAAAUCUUUGAAGUUUUACGGGAGCAGCAACUCUUUGCCAAUUUGAAGAAGUGUGAAUUUUUGACAGAUAGCUUAAUUUUUCUUGGGUAUGUGAUAUCAUCAGAAG